AUAGUUGAUUUCGUACGUCGGCGUGGUCGUUUGGCGCCAGCAUUUCGCGGGGAGCAAUAAUAGAGACGCAGAAGAAGCAGCAUAAAACAAUAGGUAAACAGCAGAUUCUCAGCAUAUUAUUACCAGGCAAAGUUUGGCGUUAGCAUUGUGUGCUGCUUGCGUGGAUGUUAACUAUUUCAGCUCUCUGUGUUCCGCCCAAAAAAUAACGAGGCUGCGCGUGGGGAGAAUGAUGGCCACGGCAGCGCCAGAAAGCGGCUCCAGCCUCUUGCCCUUACUGGAGUCCCUAGAGGACAGCACCGCGGGACAGCCAGAGCAAACCGAUGUCUACCUCACCAUAGCCAGCCGUCUCAGCGGAGAGGAAGGAAGGCAGUUUCUCCCUGCAGUCGAGAAGCACUUUUCCCGCCUGGGCAAGGCCAUCUUGACCCACAUCACUGGGCCUAACCCUGAGCUCAGCCAGGCAGCCUUGCAAGCCCUGGGCUUCUGUGUGUACCACGCACAUGUUGUCUCGGGGGUUUCUGAAAACUUUGCUUCAGAGAUAUUAUCAGCGCUUUGUUCCCUGGUUGUGUCCUCGACGGAUAAAAACUCCUGCACCCGGGCAUUAUGGGUAAUCUCCAAGCAGAGCUUUCCCUCCGAGGUCGUGGCCAAGAAAGUGGACCCCCUCCUGGAGAUGCUCGAGCGUGUGAUGAGCCGACGGGACAUCCAGUCGCUGGUGAUGGAGCACGAAGCCUUGAAUGUGGUGAUCAGGUUGCUGGAGCAGGCCCCUGUCCAGAUGGGCGUGGCGGCGGUGCGCUGGUCCAAGCUGGUCAUCCCCAUGGUGGUCCACUCGGCCUCCAAGGUGCGUCUCCGGGCGGCUGCGGCCAUGGAGCUGGGCCUGCCCCUGCUGCUGGAGCGGCAGAACGAGGUGGCCGCCGUCAUCGAGCCUCUGAUGCCUUCGAUACUCGUACCGGAGCUACAGAAACUAUUUGCGUCGAAGAACGAAGUGAACGUGCUCAAACUCUGGCCUCUAUUCGUCAAACUCCUGGGAAAGCACCUCCAUCGAGGAGGCCCCUUCAUCAACUCAUUGCUGCACCUGGAGGAGCUGGGCUUCCGCAGCUCCUCGCCCAACGUCAAGAAGAUCGCCUUCAUCGCCUGGAAGAGCCUCAUCGACAACUUCGCCCUCAACCCCGAGAUCCUUUGCAGUGCCAAGCGCAUGAAGCUCCUCCUGCAGCCGCUGCUCUCCAUCCACGUGCGCACGGAGGCCCUGCAGCUCAGCCGUCUGGAGGUGUGGUGGUACCUGGUGGUGCGACUGGGCCCCAACCUGGGCCCCCACUUUGAGCAGGUGUCCAUUCCUUUACUCCAGUGCACCAUCCGGGCAGACUCCUCCACCUCCACCCUCCAGGCUGGGACCCCAGCGAGAGGCGCGGGGCAGAACAGCACCCUGGCCUCCUCCACUCCAAAGACCGGCAAUCUCACGUGCUUCAACAGCCCGGCCAACACUCCGCGCUUGAACCUCAGCCUCAGCCAGCAGGCCGGCCAAAGCUUCCCCCCCAUCCAGCUGCUGGGCCUGGAGAUGCUGCUGCACUACUUCCUGGGGCCGGAGGUUGUUCCCGCUGCAGCGAGGGUCAACCUUCAGCUGACACUGGAGCCGCUGACGCACUCCUUCCUGUCGGGGGGCUCGACCUUCUCCAAGCACGCCGCCCUGCUUAUCUCCAGCGUGACGGACGGAUUCAUUAGCGUCGGCGCAGACGCCCCAGAUCCCCUCCUGGUCCUCAUCUGGAGGAGCCUGGUCAGUUUGGUCAGCUCCACAGUAGACUCGGGGAGCAGCGGUAAGAAGGAGCGGCAGGGCUCGGAGGUGCUGACCCUGAUGCUGCAGGCCCUGCAGACCAUCGCCGCCUCCGAGGCACUCCCUCCCAGCAAAGUCCUGGUCCUCUUGGAGAUCACGGUGAAAGGCAUACACCCCAGGGUGCUCGGCUCCGCGGCCUACCAAGUGGGGAAGAUGGACGUGCUCAAUGGUACCCCAGCACUCUUCCUCAUCCUCCUCCUCUACAACAGCAACAAGCUGUCGACCUACGCAGAAGACGAGAGGUUCUUCCAGUGUCUGAACACGCUGGUGGGCUGUGGGCUGGCGGGGCCCACGUCGUCCCUGGCGUUCGUCGAGGCGGUGCUGGGGGCCGCGGCCCGCAGGGCCUCCUUCGUGCCCAGCAAGGAGCAUCUGUGGCGGAUGUGGAGCACCGUGGUGACGCCCCUCACGGACGCCAUCACCCAGUCCAACGAGGUGAACCAAGGCGACGCUCUGGAGCACGACUUCAGCGCGGUCCACUCCUCCCUCAUGUUCCCCGUCGGACACCUCCUGCUGGGCGACCCUCUCCCCCAGAUGACCCAGAAGUCCUUGCUGUUGACGUGGUCCAAGCUGUACCGGGUGUUCGCCCGCUGCUCGGCACUGGUGCUCACGGCGGAGGAGAACGUGUCCUGCGAGGAGCUGUGCGUCAGGAUGGGCGCCUUCCUCAACUUAGACACGCUGGCUCGCCCUGCCACACUGGACGCCGUCUCCAGUAUGCUGCAGGUCAUGGUGGAGUGUGUGGACUUCUCUCCGUACACGCCCACGUUUCAGCGGAAGACCAAGUCCCCCUGCACGCCCGUCAACUGGACCCGCAAGAGGAGCCAGGCCCUGGGGAACCUCGCCGCCUUCCAGGCCCUCCUGAUCCAGGCCUUGGAGGCCUUUCUGGUCGCCGCGGGCCCCUCGGAUUCCACCGGGCUGGCGCUGGCCUCCGUCCUGUCCACGCUCUUCAACAGCCUGGCUCAGGCCACGCCCCUCCGGGUGGCGCUGGGCUCCCUGGCUCCGCACCUCGCCGUCCUCUACAGACGGGCCGCUGCCACCACCACCACCACCAGCGAGACCCCCGCCUUCUCCUCCCAGCUGGUGACGAAGCUGGAGAAGCUCCUGGUGGAGCUGCUGGGCCACCUUCAGAGCCGCUCCACGCUGGACUACGACGACCAGCUUCUGCUCUACCUCGCCCCCCUGCUCUGCGUCGCCUUCCCGCACAAGAACAAGGCCCUGCGCACGCAGGCAACGCACUUCUGGAACGCCACCUUCGCCAAGGCGUCAAGCCUCGCCUACCCUGAGGAGCUGAAGCCGGUCCUGAGCCAGGUGAAGAGGAAGACCCCCAUCAUCCUGCCGGGCUUUGAGGCCGUCGCGGUGUCUGACGAGCACAGCGGACCGUAUUCGAGCGACUGUUCGCAGUUGGACACCAAGCUGAGCGGUGUGCAGAUGCCGUCUGCGGGGAAGAGGGACUCCUUGCUGGGCAGGGCUGCGGAGCUGAAGGACCAGAGCGCCAAGUCCCUCGCCAAACCCGUCUCUACCAAGCUGGACUUCGGCUCUCCCAAGCCCCCCCCCAGGGGGGUGCUGGAGGAGGAAGCCUCCAUCGACUUUGUGUUCAUUCCCCCCGAGAACAAGGAGCGCGUGCUGACGGAGCACCAGAAGGAGGUCAAGAGGACCAAAAGGGGGGACCUCCCUGCCAUGUACAACAACCUGGACGCUUCCCUGGACACCACGGCCUUCACCCAGUACACCCAGAGCCAAGAGGAUUCCACAGAGAAGUUAAUUGCGGAACAACCCAAAAGUGCAGAGUCCCCUGUCAAGGUUGAUGAAAUGGAAGUCAAGGGUGAAUCGGACCUUCUAUACAAGGACACUGAGGACUACACCAGUCCGGGCGCCGCAAAAAACAAGGACCCUGCAGUGGUCGAGCAGGAGGGGGGGGUGAUCCCCGACUCGGCCGACGUGUCCAUGCAGGACGCCCAAGAAAACCCGGAGCCCAACGAGGGCGCCAGCGCUGACGUCUCCGGCUCCUCGGACCUGGUCUCUGGCACCCCUCCGAAGCCCAACAGCAGGAGGCAGUCCUUCAUCACCCUGGAGAAAUAUGUGGAAGGCCAGGCCGCCAGCCCCAUCCAGGUGACCAAGUUCACGGGGCGCCUCACACGCCCCGCCAAAGACAAAGCGAGCCCCGCCCAGGCGGAGAUCUCCUCACCGAGCAGGGAUGAGCCGAUGGCGUCGGAGAUCUCCUCACCGAGCGGGGAUGAGCCAAAGCUGUCGGAGAUCUACUCACCGAGCAGGGAUGAUCCGAUGUUGUCGGAGACAUCCUCACCGAGCGGGGUUGAGCCGUUGGUGUCGGAGACAUCCGCACCGAGCGGGGUUGAGCCGAUGGUGUCGGAGACAUCCUCACCGAGCGGGGAUGAGCCCAAGCUGUCGGAGACACUCCGGCCCGCAGAGUCUAGCUCGCCACCGGACAGCACUGACUCGGACCAAACGAGCAGCGAGCUGGAGGAAAACCCUGCCAAGAGGCAUUCCAGUGGCGGAACAGAAGACGAGGACGAUGUUAUCCCUGACACACAGGCUACUUCCGGGGACGAGAGCGCAACCGGAAGGACUAAGGAAGAAUCGGAUGGUGGUGCAGCUCCAGAGGAGCAGGAAUCGAAUGGAACCAAUCAAGAGACUGUAGAGUCUGAUGGAUCUCAGGAAGAUGCCAACAAUUCCCAAUCCAUCUCUGCAGAUGCAUCCAGGCGGUCUGGGCGCAUCAGGGUGCGGCCUCGGUUGCCAGGACAAUGCUCAGAGGAUGAGGAGGAGGAGGAGAAGAAAAAGAAGAAGAAGAAGGAUAAAAACUCCCUGGAUUACAAGGGCAGGACUGGUUCUGUCACCGCAAAUAAGGCGGAUGACCUGUCGCCACAAAGCAGGUCUGUCAGGCGGGGGAGACUGGCCACAUCCGAGGCAAACCAAAGCGAAGAAAGGCUGAGGAAGAGUCCUCGGAUUGACAAGAAAAAGUUGUCGCAAUCCGAUGCCAGGGGUUCCCGUAAGACGGCGUUGUACAGCCAGUCAUCAUAUCUGCUCGGCUCGGAGGAGGAGAAGCCCCGGAGGAGAAGUGCCAGAGGAGGCGAGCACAGCCAAACGGACUCUCAGCCAGAAAUAAACACUGAUUCAGACAGCCAGUCCCAGGCAAGGCGGAGUCUACGGAAGAAGGCAGCUGCCACAGAGACUGAAAAGCCUGCGACGGCCAAGCAGCAGGCUAAAGGCUCGGCGGCGGAGAAACCACCCGUACACCCUAGGCUUAGUGCUCCCAAAAAACACGAGCCGCCGCCACCACCAACGGGCUCUCCAGCGCCCCCACACUCUCAGAAUGAAAGCCAGUCCCAGGAAAUGCCAGACGCAAAGACUACGGUUAUCAGUAACUCUGAGGAGUUUGAGCCUGAGAGACAUGCUGGGAAGGUUGAGGCCAUGGCCUCCCUGAGCGCCCCCGUGACGCCUGCACCCGUGAAGCCUGCACCCGAGAAUCCUGCCUCUCAAGUGCCUGCAUCUCAAGUGCCUGCAUCUCAAGUGCCUGCAUCUCAAGUGCCUGCAUCUCAAGUGCCUGCAUCUCAAGUGCCUGCAUCUCAAGUGCCUGCAUCUCAAGUGCCUGCAUCUCAAGUGCCUGCACCCGAGGCGGCUGCACCCGACGAGGCUGCACCCGACGAGGCUGCACCCGACGAGGCUACACCCGACGAGGCUUCAGCUGAGGCGCCUGCUGCACCCGAGACUUCUACAUGCAAGGUAGUUACACCUGAAACUAUUGUAUCCGAGGAGGCUACACCCGAGACUUCUGCACCCGAGACUUCUGCACCCGAGACUUCUGCACCCGAGACUGCUGCACCCGAGACUGCUGCACCCGAGACUGCUGCACCCGAGACUGCUGCACCCGAGACUGCUGCACCCGAGACUGCUGCACCCGAGACUGCUGCACCCGAGACUGCUGCACCCGAGACUGCUGCACCCGAGACUGCUGCACCCGAGACUGCUGCACCCGAGACUACUGCACCCGAGACUACUGCACCCGAGACUUCUGUACCCAAGGACGCCACACCUGAGGCUACAUCUGAGGCACCCGCUGCACCCGAGGAGGCUACAACCGUGGCGCCUGCUGCAUCCCAGGCGCCUGCUGCGCCCGAGACUGCUGCACUGCCCUCCCAGACGGACCGCCAGCCCAAACCACGUCGCAGUGAACUUAGCUUGUUAGUAGAGGGCUUGAGUGGGUCAUCGACUGAUGAGGACAAGAGAAGGGCCGGUGCAGCCAACUCAAUCAGCCAGGAAGACUCUCAAGCGCUCACUCUGUCUUCCUCCGGCAGCCAGCUGCAGAACAGACUCAGGCGAAGGGGCAAGGCCUCCGCACAGUCACUUGAGGCUGCUGAGAAAAGCCAAAAUUUAACCGAAAGCGAACUGGAUGCCGAGGCUCAGGCGUCCCCUUCUGCUGUCAGGACCAGAAGCAGCUUGCCGCCUGGGGAGCAGGUUUCCCAAACCAUCUUCUCCUCCCUGGAUAAGGCUGCCUUGGCAGCCCGUAAACCAAACUCAGGCCGGGGCAAAUAUCCAAGACGGAGUUCAUCCCAAGCCCUCCUGGCCAACAAUGAGAACUCGGAGUCAGAAUCCUCCGAGACUAGAGAGUCUCCUCCCUCGAAAAAGAAAAUCAGAUAUCAUAAGGCCCCUCUGGUGCCAAGCCCUUUAACUGUACAGAGCGCAGCCAUGGACGAUGCCUCUGAAACCUCUCAAAGUGAUCCCUCACAGGGCACACCCACAAUAAGCCCCUCUAAAACCAAAUCUCUGUUGCUAUCGCAGAAGGAGGCAUUAAUCUCACUUUCAAGGGUGCCAUUGGUUUUCACGGAACUCGAGCAGCAAUGUGAGGUGGGGGUUAUCCCGAUUGUAGCCCUGGAGCAAGUCCCAGAGAAAGCGGGAACCGAGAACACAAAUCCCAUUGCUCCCAACACAGACUUGAAGUGCAAGUUGUCACUAAUUGCUCCAUCUCAAGAAGACUGCGAGCAGAGGCUUUCUCAAGCAAAGCUGGACCCCUCGGACCAGGUUCCUCUGGACUGCGAGUCCAAUGAUACAAUAACAGAAAGUUCUCAGGAGUUUCUUCUACCCCCUGUUUCCGCUGGGCCCACCUCGGCCACAAACGGCAGCUCGAAUGAGGACGAGGAUGACGGUGACGACGAGGUGUUCACCGACGCUACAGAUCUGUCGUCUGCUCCUGCAGACCAUCGUUCCACGCCGGCGGCGUCCGGCAAGGCCACUGCGAACCAGAGCUCGUCGGCCUCUGGCUCCUCAGAGGAGAAGGUUCAACAUGUGGCUCAACCGGCGCAAGAGGAGGUCAUUGCGGAAGUACCACAGGCGAACUCUUCGGAACCAUCCGGAGUACCGGCAGACGGCAAAGGUGGCGAGGACGCCGCUUCCACCCCGGCUAAACGGGACGAGGGCGCACCUCAAAAGGCCCUAGAUAUACUUGUAGUCGAACAGGAGGUGGGCCAGAUCAGCUCACGGGAAGACCCAGCGGGGUUGGCUGAAGCCACGACGAGUGUCCAGGAUGAAGUCAGGGCAGCACAAGCUAUUCCAUGUCCUCAAGUAGCGGAGGAGGAACCAAGCACAUCCUCCCUGUGGAACGCGACACACGCCGCCAAAGAGGACAAUCACUCUUCUCCUGCAAAGCGCUUGACCCCCGAGGUUGGGUUGGGGCUGGAGGUUGCUCAGAGCCCCAGUGGCAGGACCAGGGGGACCUGGUCGCCCUCGGCCUCCCCGUCCUCCAGUAUCCUCAAGAAGGCCCAGAAGAGGGCGCUGGAAGAGGACGCCGCCAUCUCGCCUCUGGUCAAGUCCAGGCGCGUGUCAUUCGCCAACCCCAUCCAGCACCAGGAACUGGCCGACGACAUCGACCGACGCAGUCCCGUCGUCAGGACCAGCUCGCCCAAACGGUUCAAAUCCAACAGCGCCAUCCCGCAGUCUAAGUACGUCACCACGCCAACCAAGGGACUGCUGGUCCUUAGUCCGAGGAACCUCCAUAGCUCCGGGUACAAGAGCUCCAAGAAAUGUCUGAUGUCUGAGAUGAGCCAGGAGCCUAGGGCCAUUCCCAAGGACUGUGUCUUCCCUUCACUGGUUUGCUGCUCUGCACCCAUAGAGGCUGUGCUUCCUCUGAUUUCCACCAACAUGUGGCCCCGUGGGUUUGGUCAGCUGGUGAGGGCCAAGAACAUCCGGACGGUGGGGGACCUGAGUUCACUCAAGCCCCUCGACAUCAAGACUCUGCCCAUUCGCUCGCCGAAGAUCACCAACGUCAAGAAGGCUCUUCAGCUUUAUGAGGCACAGCGCAAGAUGCGAGGAUUUGGGGAUGAGUUGAAGAGCUUCGAGGAGAUGGAGAAGAUGAUGUCCUCCUCUGAACCGGAGGAGACCAACACUUCACUCAACCAGGAGGAGGAUGGCAAGACCCCUCACGAGACCCUCGCCACAGAGUUGGUGGACGAAGACCAGCCUGCGGACCAAGAGAGCGUCCUUGUGGAGACGUCGACCCACGACGUGGAGACGGCGACCAACAAGGUGGAGGCAAAGAAGGAGCCUGUGGAGGAGCUGGAAGAGUCUAAGGUGGUGGAGGUGGAGGAGGCCCGUCGGACCCUGCCGCAGUCCCCCAUCAGGCACCUCUCCCCCGGGGGGCUUCUCUGCCAGGCGGACGCCCUGAGCUCCAGGGCCAGCAUGGAGGAGCUGGGUCUCUGCACGGCGGAGCAGCUGGUGAGGCUGCACGACGCCCUGGGCGGCGUGAUGCGCAGCGUGGUGCUGGAGCUCCAGAGCCGCCUGGGUCACAUGGACGGCAUGCGCCGAUAGGCCGGCAGCGACAGUACACGGAAAGACAACCCCCCCCCCCCUCAUGACAUUACUGCUGGGUCUACUCAGGCUGGGUCUACUCAGGCUGGGUCUACUCAGGCUGGGUCUACUCAGGCUGGGUCUACUCAGGCUGGGUCUACUCAGGCUGGGUCCUUCUCAAGCUGGGUCCUUCUCAAGCUGGGUCCUUCUCAAGCUGGGUCCUUCUCAAGCUGGGUCCUUCUCAAGCUGGGUCCUUCUCAGGCUGGGUCCGUCUCAGGCUGGGUCCGUCUCAAGCUGGGUCCGUCUCCAGCUGGGUCCGUCUCCAGCUGGGUCCGUC
Molecule: messenger RNA, 8951 nt
Organism: Gadus macrocephalus (Pacific cod)
Lineage: Eukaryota; Metazoa; Chordata; Actinopteri; Gadiformes; Gadidae
Gene: rif1
Product: replication timing regulatory factor 1
Exons: 35
Coding region: 227-8635 (2802 amino acids)
Biological process (GO): telomere maintenance
Cellular component (GO): nucleus
Source: RefSeq, a predicted model, not a curated record